AUGCUCGGUGAUCCUUUAAAAACUCUAGAACAAGCCCGGAGUACUUUUUUUUUUUCCAGCCAAGCAAUCCAGUUGCCAGUCACAUACAUGUUACGGUCUUCAUUUCAACGAAACUAUUGAGAGAGAGAGGGAAAAAAAAGCCAUGCAGUGUUAAAUGUUUGCGGCUCAAACGCGUCGACACUCGCGUACAAAGAGAGAAGAGCUAGAGACGCGCGCGCUCCUGCGUCUGUGCGCGAGAGGCGAAAACGCGUCAAUUUAAAAAAUAAAUAAAUAAAUCGGCGCUCGCGAAGCCUUUUCUUUGCUUUUGAAGAAUUAAAUAAAGAAAUCAAGCUGGCUCACGCUGUCUCGAACCCGACCAGUUUGACAGCUGCUCUUCACCCCCUUUGGAGGACUGUCAACAGCAAAAGGAUGGCAUCAGAACUGGCAAUGAGCAGCUCCGACCUGCCCACCAGUCCCCUGGCCAUGGAAUAUGUUAAUGACUUCGAUCUGAUGAAGUUUGAAGUGAAAAAGGAGCCGGUGGAGCCCGAUCGCAGCAUCAGCCAGUGCAGCCGCCUGAUCGCCGGGGGAUCCCUGUCUUCCACCCCGAUGAGCACGCCUUGCAGCUCGGUUCCCCCUUCCCCAAGCUUCUCGGCGCCCAGUCCGGGCUCCGGGAGCGAGCAGAAGGCGCACCUGGAGGAUUUCUACUGGAUGACCGGCUACCAACAGCAGCUCAACCCAGAGGCUUUGGGCUUCAGCCCCGAGGACGCGGUGGAGGCGCUGAUCAACAGCAGUCACCAGCUCCAGAGCUUCGACGGAUAUGCUAGAGGGCAGCAGUUCAGCAGCGCAGCCGGGGCGGGAGGCGCCAUGGCCGGCGAGGAGAUGGGAUCCGCCGCCGCGGUGGUCUCCGCGGUCAUCGCGGCCGCCGCAGCCCAGAACGGGACACCCCACCACCACCACCAUCACCACCACCACCCGGGCGGCCACCAUCCGACGCCCGGGAUGCAGUCCAACGGCAACUCCGCCAGCCACCAGCACAUGCACCUGGACGACCGCUUCUCGGACGAGCAGCUGGUGACCAUGUCCGUGCGCGAGCUCAACCGACACCUCCGGGGGGUCAGCAAAGAGGAGGUGAUCCGGCUCAAACAGAAGAGGAGAACCCUCAAAAACAGAGGCUAUGCCCAGUCGUGUCGCUACAAGCGGGUGCAGCAGAGGCACGUCCUGGAGGGCGAGAAGACCCAGCUGCUGCAGCAGGUGGACCACCUCAAGCAGGAGAUCUCCAGACUGGCGCGCGAGAGGGACGCGUACAAGGAGAAGUACGAGAAGCUCAUCAGCAGCGGCUUCAGAGAAAACGGCUCGAGCAGCGACAACAACCCGUCGUCCCCGGAGUUUUUCAUGACAUCACGAAAGUUUCUACACCUGUGAUACGACCUCUGACCCCUGCCCUUUGCCCCUGCAGUCUAAAGACAGUGUAACACUGGAAUGCUUCUGGCUUAGGGUGACCCAUGGCUCCAAGACUGCCACAAAGCACAACCUCUCCAAACUCUACCCCUGAUGAAGAUCACGAUGAGGAAGAUAGAGAAUUAAGGAUUAAGAGAAAUCAGAAACCCUUUAUCAUCCUGAGUGCCAUUCCUCAGCCUUACCCACAAUCCCCUUCUACUGAAUCUUCCCUGAUUUUACAGUCAGACGUUUCGCCAACAAUGAAAAAACGAAUUUGGAAAGUCUCGAGACAUCCCUGCAUGUUUGAUGAUGCAGUCCGGACAAUACAAGGAAUUCAAAAUGGAACUUCCACUAGACACUUCCAGACCACAUGGACUCAAACUCUUUCUGCUACUGAUGGCCCUCCGGUUCUCGUACCAGAUGCUGUUUUAUUGUACUAAACAUUAUCCCAGCAUUUUAGAAAAGGUGGUUUGGAGGAUUUAGCCAUAUGGGGUAAAGAAAGACAACAGCAUUCAAACAGCAUCUUGUGUAUAUUGUGUACAGGAUAUGAAUACAGGCUUAUUCUUAUCAAUGUGAAGACACCAUGUUUGUAAAUAGUCCACAAAUUGUAUAUUUCCUGCAUUAUGUCUUUAUAGGUUAUGCCUUUACAACAUUUAUUCAACAUUUUUAUCUGUACAGACGUAAAGGUUGACAUAGAUCUCCAAACAGAUGAGUAUUUGUAUUCCACAUAGACCCCCUCUAAAGACAACUCAAAUGUUAUUGCUUGUUAAGGAGACAUUUACAGAGUGAUCUAAACUUAGUUAAACCCUAAUGCAGGAUUGAGUGACUACGCCUUUGAGAACAAGAGAAACGCAAUUGAAUUGAAUCUCUCGCUGUCUCUCUGCAUCUCUUUAUCUGCUGUAGAAUCCCAGCCCGUGUGGUUCUAGUUCCCGAUUCCCAGAUAACUUCCAAGCUUGAUUGCCAACGUCCUUGUACAGUUUAGAAUUGCUGCAUCUCAUCUUUUUUGCCCCUUCAAAUCAAUGAUUAUCUUAUGCCUGCAUCCUCUAUGUAGCUGUGAUGUCCAUGUAGGUGACCCUACGGGGCCCGGAGGGGUCAAAGCACCUGAGGGGGGGUGGAUCUCUCCUGGAUGAGCCUCUCGCUGAGUUCCCACAGGCUGGCGGCUGCCGUGGGGUCCUGGGCCUGCGGAGAGGGCAAGCAACGGAAGCAGUUGUUGAAGUACAUCCCUCCGAUACCCUCCAGCUCUGGAGCCACGGCGCAGUAGACUGUUGUGGCCGCUCCCUGUUGCUGUGGAAACAAAAAUUUAAAUAUCAGAAUAAACUGAAACAAUGUGAGCAAAAAUAAAUACUGUUGUUCUUGUAUGGAGCCUGAAGAACUGGGUGGCCCUCUUUAGAGGGUCAGGGCAAUACCAAAGACACCUCUAACCAUCCAAGACUUGCAUUUUCUCCCCUAAAACGGAUCAUGAGAUGGGGGAAGUGCUCCACAGCCUUUCAAAGACACCAUGGGACAGACUGUGAACCUGUUCAAAUGGAGUUCCUGUUGUACAUCGGACGUAUGGCUGUCAACAAUCUGCAUGCUUUCAUAUAGGUACCUGCCACAUACUAGUCUAGGAACCACCGGAAGCGUUCAAUUCUGGCAAGUUCUAUAAAAGCUUUUAAAGUGGACUUAAACCUCAUGAUGUCUGAAUGCUGUAUCCUCUCUAGGGUUCAAAGGUUAGCUGAAAACCAACCAACUAUAUUAGCAAUGACAUGUUAUCUGCUAUAAAAGUAGGAAAAACAGGAGAAUAUAUCACAGACACUGGAACUGAGAAGCACUCAAUUGGCAGGUUUAUUGUACAUCUCUUGUACGCCUGCCAAGAAUCACAGACAAUGAUCAACACACACACACAAAAACAGUACAGUUGUAGAUUCUGUACAUAGCAGAAAGGAAAAGCUUUGGGGAAGUCUCGCAAAGACGACGGUGGGGCAGCCUGCCAAAACUGUCUAUUCAUCUCAUGUCAAAGGGAUUUCUGGAUGUCACCCAGUCAAUGGGGACUUUCUGUCAUUGCUGGAGAAGGCGUAUACACGUACACUCAAACACAAAUUUAAAUCCUAAAAAAGGGAUCCAGCACAAAGCUAUCCAUGCAACGGCACUAAAGACAGGUUGGAGACAUAAACCCCAAAUCCCAGUAUCUUCUCUAAUGCAUGUAUAAUUGGUCGUGCCCCAUGUAUAGCGUUAAAGGGCCUUUCACACUGACAGAGAUUUGAAGCAGCUAAGCAACUGGAAGUCAGUCGUUUUCAAUGAGGGUGGUCGAUUUGAGGAGACAAGGCUGACGAAGACCAUUGGAAAGUUCAAAUUAGAUAACCACCAAUGGGAAUGCAUUGGUACACGAUCAAAUACAGAUGGAUACUGCAGUUGCUAAUAAGACUUGUGCAAAGUCCAGCGACUUCAUCCUUUUCAGUGUGAACCCCUUUUAAGACAGGAAGCAAUUACUGGAAUUACUUUUUUUAAGAUGCAAAGGUGAAGUCAAGGUGUAAUUUUUGGUUCCAAACUAGCAGCUAAGUGAAAUUGUGGAAAACAGUCCUCCAUUGUUUGAAGAAUAGUUAGUCUUCAAUGUCACACCAUUUGUUAAGUCAAAAGUUGAGAUGUUGGCCAAACAUCUUAUAGUGGUAUCAUGGUGUUCAGCCUAGGUUCAAAGGUCAGCCUAGCAAUUCCAUCCUCACCCCCCACGUUAAUGAAGUACUCAUGAAAUAUCAAAACCACUCAUUUGGGUCUGAUUCGCAACAUGUACGCCCACAAUCAUGCCUUUUUUGUGUCUAUUUUGUUAAUGCCCUCGGGUUUGAUUGCUUACACAAAAACAAAUGACUCUUCAUGUCUUUUCACACUUUUUCACAUGGCCGAUCAGCAGCUAAUUGUCGGGGAUGGUUGACUAUCAUGGGGUUUUAACUGUCUUGGGGAAAGAUUCAAGGCAAAAGAAAAACAUGUCAGACAGAAUUAGAGUUGACGUGCAGUUCAAAUGUUUCCAGACUCGUCUUUUAUGUCCCUCCUCUCACUGAAGAAACUGUCCUGUGCUACUUCACACGUGACUCCUGCAGGAAGUUAACUUCUGUAAGAUGCACAUGAAAUAGGAUGGCUGCUUUAUCUUCAAAUAGUGCAGGAGCGUCUCAGAUCUGAAAAAAGUGCAGGGCAACGUUAAGGAGAUGUCUGGCACACGUUAACAGUGACGUGCACUGAUGGCCAACUCUUUAAACAAACGCAAAUACACACACAUUGCAACAGUACAAAGACUUUGGCUCAUUCAUGGAGCCAAAUCAGCAGCUGUAGUUCAAGCUGGCAAAGACUGUGACAGAACACUUGUUAGAUACACACGUACACACAAACUCGCAGGAAGAAAGCCAAGGCUGCAGUCAGAAAUUCAGCGAGCGAACUUCACACGCUCAUCCCCAUUUAAAUCCAGUUUGUGUGUUUUUCUGGGUCUUUUGAAGUACACAGAUGCUGCAUGUUGCUUUGGUUAGCACGGCAAUAAACAUGACAUCAAAAGCAUGGAUCUUCCUGGAGUCUUACCUGCUUUUGCAUUGAUAAGUUAAUACAUAUUUGAAGCUGGGAAUAUGAAAGGAAGAUAAAAUGUCAGUCAACCCCUCUAGCGAACCCAACGCAGUGGGUCAAUUUUCAAAGAUGCACUUUAUGGAUUCAGUGCUCUUGUAAUUAAAUUUAAUGUUGUCAUAUGCACACAAAAAAAGUUAGCACUUAUUCAAAGUUGUGUGAAAUUAUUUCCCUGGUUAUUAAGGUUAGGUUCUAAUAGGAAAAUCCGCUAUAUUUUUGAGCAAAUUUCCCCAAAUGCCUCUUGGCUUUCGAUUAACUCAUUAGGAAUAACAAAUGUGCUCUGAAAUCCAAACCCAGAAUAAAGGUUUCGAAACCAUAUAAAUAGUCUGCAAGUAUUGAUUUUCAUAAUGUCCCAAUAGUUCAUACCUUUAUGGUCACGUACGUGUUUUAAGCAUGUAUGCUAACGCUAGACUCCACAUUUUUAUUUGAGCUUAAACCAGCUUGAGGUAGUUCAACUGAUAUUGUAUCUUGACCAGGCUGGUGUCCAUCUGUAUUAACUGGUUGACCAGCUAAGAAGUACCAAAAACCAGUGAAUCAGAUCAGCCUGACCACUGAAAUCCAGUUUAGAACCAUCAAGAAGCAUUUUUCAGCAGAUUCCUAUGCGUUGUAUUCUUGUCACCUCACCUUGAUGAGAAUACAGUGCCCACCAGCUCAAAGUAAAUGCUAAUACACUCCUCACAAGUGCACAUGCUCCAUUGCAGACGCCACUUGGCACUGCUAAUGGUUUCUCUAAUGACGCACUGUGAAGACUAGCAUGACUGAGAUUACCAGCGCUAAUGGAUGUGGAGUGUGAUUUCAGCACUGGCUAGCAUGCUGCUGCCCCUUAGCCAAACAAUGGGCUGAAAUGAAUCCGAACCCCGUUCCAAAUGUGCUUCAGCCCAUUUCCAAUGCCUGCCUAGUCUUCCUAGCGGAUAUGAGAUGCAGGGAAAACACAUGGUUAAAUCCCAGCAGCCCCAUAUUAGAGCUGUGUCAACCAAAUGGGGAUAACAAAGAACUAGCAGUUAGCUUAGGCUACUUUAUUACAGUAAUCGCCAUCUGAAUUACAGCUUAACUCCGAUAUGCUUGCAAUACAGUCAGCUCGAUUGUUCAGUGUGGGUUUAGUACAUGUGCUAUAUUAUAACUUUGAACACUGAAUACAUUCCCAUCAUGCUUUCUCAGAUGCAUCCUCACUAAAUAUAGAUCUGCGAUUGAUCCAUUGAGGCUCUAGACUGGAACACCAUUUCCUUUAUCCGUUAGCAGCGGGACAAUAAUAAGGUUUCUAACCAUGAGCCUCCUGCUUUGGUGUAUUUAGCUGAGGGACAUGGAGAGAUUGGAUUGUCAGACUGAAUAAGAGAACAUGGAUCUUAUUGCCGUUACGCUGAACCUCCUGGCACUCAACCCUGAUGGCCCUUUUGGGCCGAUAAGCUUUAUGAUAAAAUGCAUUAACAUGCUGGACCAGGUACUGCUCACAUUUAUCAAGAGCUCAGGCCAGAAAACAGAGAUAGCGAUAGAGCUACAGAUCAGUUAAAUCAGUGGUUCUCAACUGGUUUUGCUUCAGGACCCAAUAUUUAUCAUUGGACAUUAAGUGACGUCCCAACACACGACUAUAACCGUCUGUUGUACAAAAGUAUUUUAUAUUGCAUUGCUUUCUUCAUUGUUUCUCAAAUAUGAGGGUGAGGUAUGCUGUUAUCUGCCUAAUUUCGCAAGGUUUUACAAUGUGAAUCACAAAUUUGACUGGACAAAAGGCCUUUGACGCCAACAAUGAAAGAUAUGGGAAGCUUUUUCUCCAAGCACCUGCUAAGUAUUUACUUUUCUGUGCUAACCAUGUGCAAUUAUAGGGAUAGAAUUUAGCAUAGUUUUUCAUUUUCGUUUUUAAUGUCCGCAAUUUGAACAAAAUCGGGUCGUGAGCCAGUUAAGGAACCAUAAAUACUGUAUUCAAACUUCAAAAAAAAAAAAACUAACGCAAACCGCCAAAACCGUUUGAUAAUUUUUGCUGCAAUACUAACAACCAAACCAAAGCAAAUGACUUAAAUGUGUCCUCUUUCAAAAAUAAUAAAGGCCGAAAAUGGACAUAAGAUACUUCCAUUCACUCAGAAGUCCUGCAAUAAGUAUAUUUGUCACUUUUAUGUGCAUAAAUGACUAAUGUCUUCCUGUAUCAAAUGCAAUUUUCAAUAUGGAACCUCAUGCACGCACAUCCAAAUAAGUCAUUUUGUUUAGCAAUAAAUAAUUGAGAUAACACCAUGUCCUAACCAGGCGGAAUAGGAUAAAGCAACAUGCUUGGUUUCUACUUCUGCGAUUUUUGUACUGGGUAGUCCCGCCCAUCGUGAAAUCUCAUUGGUCCAAAAUCCUGCUAAGCAUAAUUGUAUAUUUGCCAUCAAAUAUGCUCUUAGUGUCUGGUUAGGGUGUAGUAAAAGUGUGCUUCUUUUGAUUAAACGAGGUUUAAUAUUUCCAGAAAGGAAAUGAUCUGUAAUUUCUCGCCUUUUAUUUGUUAAACCCAGGAAUGGCGCCACCUUCAUGCACACCUGGUAAAAUCUGACUGUAUCUAGUGUACAAAUUGUGAUUCAAUUCCUCUUUAACCAUCAGUCUUAGUCCUGUGCUGGCUGAGAGUUUAUUGUUGGCAGACUUAGUUUUUUCGCUGUUAACUAGUACCCCAGUUUCCCUGUAGUCCUGGUGUCACUCUACAGCGUGAACGGAUGUGAUCCUUUAUCCAUGUUGUUUCUCCAACACACUCACAAUGUUGAGUAUGUGCCACAUAGUGCAUCACGUUAUAAUCAGCAGAGAAAAUCACUUGAAAAUACAAGUGAUGACCUAACUAGUUAAGAGUAAUAUCCCUUUGUUUCUAGAAAGGUUGUGUUGAAGUUUCUGUCAUUGCUGCAUGUAAUAAGGUUAAGAAAAAUGGUGUAUAUUUUCCCGUCAUUGGUCUCAUGCCGUCAUAAGCGAUCGGUCCACCUCUGCUGUCAGUUCCUGUGUUGUACAUACAUCUGUAAAUAUCGAACAGCUAUGCAUGCUGUCACUCUAGCAAUUGUUUCAGGUACUUUUAUAAUCAAAAACGCAUAUGGCAUGUGCUUAAAAAAUGAUUAGAGAAAAACGAACAUAAUAAAAUGAUUGGUCAAAUAAACAUGUUCUCAUAAACAGUUAUGAAAAACAGUGAUUUUUAUUUUAUUUCACUUGAUUUUUGGUAUAAGCAAUUCUAUCUAUGGCUGUCAUUCCCAGUGUUUUUUCCCAUGUUCCUUGUUAUCCUUCAGACAUUUUUGUAAGAGGGUUGAGGCAAACAUGAUAUCAACAUGAUAUUGGGGAGGGAGGAUGAUCAAUGUUAAUUGUCUGGAUUUUGAACCAUGGCCCUACAUUUCAAAACUUAAUUUACUCACAGAACAUAAAUGACAAAUAACUGUGUAUUUUACUGGUAUUCUGUUCUGUUUGUGUUAUUAUAUUACAAAGUGUAUCCUGGUUUCCUGACUGUAACAACCAAACCAAAAGGCAAAUGUCUUUUAUUUUAGCACUUUUUUUUGUAUCUUGGCCAUGCACUGAUAGACUUCAGAGAAUCCCAAGAGUAUUGUAGUUAGUUUUGCCUCAGCCCUAUGCAAUGACCUGUACAUUUAUAACCAAACCAGAGACUAUUCUAUGAAGGAGAUCAUGGAUCCAAUGGAGGAAGAGGGACUUUUAGGAGUAUUUAUUUUAAAUUCAUGACAACCAUGAUAGUUGGAGGUGUCUGAUUUUUAAUCUGUGCUAAAGAUAUUUUAAAUUUAAUAAAUAAUCAUUGUAACAAGA
Carassius gibelio (silver crucian carp) is the source of this 8742-nucleotide messenger RNA. It is a transcript of the gene mafb, whose product is annotated as v-maf avian musculoaponeurotic fibrosarcoma oncogene homolog b (paralog b). Gene Ontology annotation, cellular component: nucleus. NCBI's taxonomy places the organism in Eukaryota, Metazoa, Chordata, Actinopteri, Cypriniformes, Cyprinidae. Gene Ontology annotation, molecular function: RNA polymerase II cis-regulatory region sequence-specific DNA binding; DNA-binding transcription factor activity, RNA polymerase II-specific. The transcript is spliced from 3 exons. Bases 409 to 1401 code for a protein of 330 amino acids. The record is from RefSeq and is a predicted model, not a curated record. Gene Ontology annotation, biological process: regulation of transcription by RNA polymerase II.